GUCAUCUUUCCUCUUUUAGGUAGAGAGCAGAUUAAAACUAAGAGAAGAGAACUGACUGGAGGAAAAAUGCUUUUAACUUCUGCAUCUUAUGCAGAAAACGGCCAAGAAUUGGAUGGGGAAAAAUGAGGAGAGUGUUGGUUGGAAACACUCACCUGAUAAGAAAAGCAAGUUGAAGCGAGCUGAAUGGAAUGAGCAUAUUUAUAACGUGCACCUCUGUCAGGCUUAGUUCUCUAUUCCCUUUGUCCUUAAGAUUUAUUUCUUCUCACUGUUUGUGCUACGCUUAAUUCUUCUGAGAAACUAUUGGGACAGGGGCUGUGGGGAGUACUACAAAAUGCGAUGUGUAACUCAGGAAAGUGGGAGAAACAUGAAAGAGUAUUUCAGAUAUAUUGGGAAUAUUUAUUAAAUAAUGGAAACGAGACCUGAAAUUUUUUGCAGAAAGCAGUUUUGCAGAUGAUAAAUAUGUAGGUGAUUGAACUGGAGAACUCAUUUUUGCGCAGAAUUGUAGAAAGCACAUUAGGAAAACUUUUAUUACAUUUCUCUGUAUAUGCUGUGCUGCCUUAGUUUUGGUUCAGCCUUUGAAUGCUGAAAUUUCAGUCAUCUGCGUUAUACCAGGAAUGCAUUCAUUUCUGUAAGUUACACGCAUAUUUAGAAGGAAAUCCACAUCCUGCUUUGCUUGGUUUUACUUUCAAAACAGUAUUUAAAGAUCAGAUGUUAUGAGAUGUUGUGGAAUUAAAAUUUUUUUCAGACAUAAUUUGCAUGAAGACUCUUGUGACAAAUCCAGAACAGAUUUAAUUUUUACUGCAAUUCAGGAGGCUUGUGUUUUUGUUUUCAGCACGACCAAAGGGCCUCCAGUACUGACCAUAAAUAUUAUUAUAACAAGUGAAAACUUUUAAGACAACUUUUGGCAGCCGUAGCUUCAGCGAUGAGGUUAAUGUGUCUUUAGACUUGUACACUGCAAGGCGUGGGGAUGAUCACAUCUGCUAUAUGUUCUGCUGAGGUUCAGCAAGGAACAAGGACUCGUGGCUCUUCUAGGGUGCAACCCUUAGUUGGAUCAGCUGUAUCAAUUUAAUCGAGCUAAUGCCAAUAGCUCAUAAGGCCAAAAGGAGUAAUUGUUCCUUCAUAACACAUCUGGAACAGAUUAUGUGGCUGAAGGAGUUCCUUCUGAUACUUUUUGAGAAAGGUGUACUUGUGGGAUAGGCUUGGACUGACUUUACUGAUAGUUCCGAAGUAUGCUGCAAACUGGCUUGGUCUGCCAAACAAAGUCUAGGAGACCGGUUUGCAUGUAUGAAUUAAUUACAGUAUUGAUUGUAUCAUGCUCAGUAGUGUUAGCUACAUUGCUCUGUCUUUCAGAAAACUCUGUUGAGUGAUGAAGCAAGUCCUAUUAACUGCUGUUCCAGUGUCUCCCACUAUGUUUUAAAGUCUGUUGUCUCUCACAGAGUCAUAGAAUUGCCGUGGGGGUCAUCUGAGAAAGGAAGUGGUGCAAGGCCUUUUGCUGCUGUCUUCCUCUGCUAGCUCAGAUGGUUCAUUUCAACAGUGUUUCAGGGAAGAGGAGGCUGAUUUAAGCCUUGUGCUGCGUGUGGGACUUGAUGGAGAAAAUUUUAAACUAUGUACUUAGUCCCUUGAUGACAAGAACAGGAGGAAUAAAGUAUGUGGCUUUUACUAGAAGCUUGCACAAAAGAAUUAGCAUAAGUAUUUUAGCUUGUGUCUUGUAACAGAGGGCUGCCAUCAGACAGGUAGGGUAGCCUGGCCCCGGUGGCUUUUAGUGGAUCUCUCCUAUUAUCUUCCUUGUCUGCUCAGUGAAGGAGGCUUUGCUUAUGCACCUGGGAUGAAAAUAUGUAAGAGGGUCUUUGGCUUGUAGGGCAAGAAUAUAAUGGCAUAAAAAAAGGCAUCUGGGAAGUACCUUUUCAUUCUUAAUGAUCACAGUGCUAAUAGGCUCUACAGUGCCUUUGUGCUUGCUAUUGACCAUACUUGGUAAUGGAGCCUUGAUCUGUUCCUCACGUAAUAGAUUAAAAAAAAAAAAAAAAGAAACUAUCAAUAUCAAGAGUGGAAAGAUCUGGAAAGAUCUAUUUUGGGGAGCUAAAGACAACUAUAUUAUAGAUGCUACCACCAGGAAAAUCUUCAAGAGCAUCAAUUCUUCUUUCAUCCCACCCCUAAAAUAAAGAUCCCAUGGAUAUUUUGUUUUGACAGCUUUCUCCUAGCAGCAGGAUGCAAAAUAGCAUCUUGUGUUCUUCAGGGUUGUUUUGUACUCUCAACAAAAAAAAAAAAGAAAAUCUGUUUGGGAAUAGAUUCAAAGUACUGAUUUAAGGGAGUUAUUUCAAAUGUUUCAAUCCGGAAUACCGAAGUCCUCCCUGUGUGUCAGUAACUUCAGCCCCAGCCUACAUAUGAGAAUGGGAAGUGGGAAAGGUUACAAUGAGAUCCAGAAAAUAUGCAUAGUUAAGCUGAUUGGAAAGCUCUGUGUUGUAGGAGAAAUAUGUACUUGCCUGCGGGGAGUUCUGCCACACCUCCUUUAUUCACGCAGGUAGAUGGGGAAGUUUGAGGGUUGGUCUGUAUUUUCAGAACUGUUUUAUUGUAAAUCUGCAGAGAUAAGGAAUGAUUGUCGAGAAGAGGAAGCAGAACAUGAUACUUUGUUGUCCUUCCUUUUGGUUAAAUCCUGUACUGUCUGUACUGUAGAACUGGAUUCUUUACCUGCUUGUUUCUCUGCUUCCAUGUAAUAAUUUUUUGUUGUCUUCCUGCUAUUCUGGCUUUCCAGCAGCUAUCCAUGCAGAAGGCUGCCAUGACCUAGUCAAAUAUUUGUGUUUUCUGUAUUUACCUAGGGAGGGAUACCCUUGUCCCCAGUGUUUGCCAUUGCCUUCCUAGAAUCUCAGCUUGUGGUUGUUUUGGAUAACCUCCCUGAGGAAGAUGGCCUCAGAAGAACAGGUCUGGCCGGUCCCAAUGAAGGCAAUUGGAGCACAAAACCUUUUGACGAUGCCUGGAGGAGUGACCAAAUCGGGCUAUCUUCAUAAAAAGGGAGGCACUCAGUUGCAGAUCUUGAAAUGGCCGCUGAGAUUUGUGAUUAUCCAUGAGGGAUGCAUUUACUACUUUAAGACCAGCACAUCUGCAUCUCCACAGGGUGCAUUUUCUUUGAAUGGUUACAACAGGGUUAUGCGGGCAGCUGAAGAGACGACAUCAAGCAAUGUGUUUCCUUUCAAGUUAGUUCACAUUAGCAAGAAGCACAGGACAUGGUUUUUUUCUGCUUCUUCUGAAGAUGAAAGAAAGAAUUGGAUGUUAUCCCUGAGGAGGGAAAUUGAUCACUACCACGAUAAGAAAGAAACAGUAACAGAAUUCAGUGACUCUGGUUCUGAUGCAGACAGUUUCUAUGGCUCAGUUGAACGUCCCAUUGAUAUCAAGUAUUCUCAUCAUUCAGCAGAUAAUGAAGAUUAUGACCAGGAGGAAGAUGAUGAGUCUUACUUGCAACCAGAUACUUCUGACAUAGUGAAAGAUGAUAUCAUGGUUCUGCCCCCAGCCUACCCACCUCCACCGGUCCCUCAUGUCAGAAAAGCUGCCUACUCAGAGUCGAGGUCACAUUCCUUUAGUGGAAAAACUGCUGGGUCAGCAGCACCACCACCACCUCCAAAAAGGAGCUUACCUGAGAUCAAGACAGAGGAUUUCUUCAGUGUGAGAGAGCCCCAGUUACCGUGCCGAGCUGAACCUAACCUAAAGAUUCAGUCCUCCAGCCGGAGACCAAGUGAGCAGCUGCCUCCUGUGCCCCCUUUACCUCUUUUCAAAAAGCCUUUUUGUGUCAAAGAACCUUCCUUACUGCCUCCGGAACCUCUGCCUCUAUCUCACGUUCUCAAUACUCCAGAAGGAUGCGAGAAGCUAAAAACUUUAAACCUUUCACCACGGACUCCUCCUCCACUGCCAAGCAAUAAACCCAAGUUGUCCCAGAUAACGGAAAAACCAGUAGAAACCAAAGUGCCAAGAGAACAUGGUAAACCAGCACUGUUUGUGCCACCAGUGCUUCCAAAGCCACCUGUGCCAGGCCACCAGCAUCCUGUACUUAAACCUAGACCAGAGAAGCCUUCGUGUCCCCAAUUACAGAGAUCACCACCAGAUGGGCAGAGUUUUAGAAGCUUCUCAUUUGAAAAACCAGCACUGCCCUCCAAGCCAAAUCAAGCGAAUGAUGAUUCUGAUGAUGACUAUGAAAAAGUUGAGCUGCCUACUUCAAUAUUUAUUAAUACCUCUGAAUCCUUAGAAGUUGAAAGGAUAUUUAAAGCUACUAGCCCAAAGGGACAGCCACAAAAUGGAUUAUACUGUAUUAGGAACUCAUCUACUAAGGCUGGAAAGGUAUUAGUUGUAUGGGAUCAAUCUGCAGAAAAAGUGAGAAACUACAGAAUAUUUGAAAAGGACUGUAAAUUCUACCUGGAUGCAGACAUCAUGUUUCUGAACAUGGGGAGUUUGGUUGAAUACUAUAGCACUCAUGUCCUACCUAGUCAUGGCAGCCUGAUUCUUCGGUGUCCUUAUGGUUACUCUAAACCAAGGUGACAGGGCCGGCAUAAUUCACUGACACUGAGGAAAAAUGGGUUCUCUGCUGUCUUGGAAUUAAAUGUGGACUUCUGCCAUUGUUGGAUUUCCCGUUGUUUGCACACACAACCUGAGUUUAUUUCAACCAUUUGUUCUCAUGUGAGCUACAUCUCCACUUAAUGAACUCUUGGUAAAGUUUUGUAAUGCAGAUCAGUGGAUUUUGUGCCUUUCUCUCAGAAAGAUCUGAACAGACUACUCUGUGAAGGCCAUCUGCAACACCUGCACCUUUUUUUUUGAAACUGCUGCUAUUACUGAUCUCCUUGGAAUGUGGAGGAGAACAAUGUCCACAUGAACAAAGAAGUGUUGUGAAUACAACCAAAACGGAAGAGGGAAACUUCUGAAAAUACAUCAGAAUUCAUUUGUGGCAGGGGAAAUACUAAUAUUCUGACUUGAAGGUUUUUACUCCUUAAGUCAGGGCUGGUGCUGAACUUGUAUUAAUUGUAUAGUUGAUGUGUAAAUAAUGAAGUCUUUUGUGCAAAUAAUUUGGUUUACUACAGGUAAAGACUGGAAAAGAUUGGGAAAUGCAACAUCUUCUAAACCAAUUGAUACAUAAAUGUAAUUUGUGAUUAAAAUGUCCACAGUAAUCAGUACUGGGGUACUGUCCAACAGAUAGGGUUAUGGAAUCAUAUAUAUUACUUAAGAACACUCCAAGUAGGUCUAGGGCAAUGCUGAUUUGGUUUUAAUGGGAGUCCCAUUCUUUAUUUCCAAACCAGAAUGUUUUUUAAAACACAAGAAAAAGCUACAAUUAUUGUGAUGUUACAAUUGUUCUAUAAAAUUUCAUGGUCAGUUUGUGAAGACCAGGUUGUCAGCCAAUUGCAUUCUCUUCUGUUCCAGUGCAAAGCACUCUGUUCUAGUCUACUUUUUGUAGAACUCCACUAAUUUUUUCAUUAUUAAAAUCUCUAUUAGAUCAAAGCAAAUGCAAUGCAAACAAGAUAAAAUUAGUUUUUAAUGUACCAUCAACACUAUCAAUUAUAGGUGUUUGCAGGGUGCUUAUGUUUGUUCCCUAAUAACACAAGGGCUUGGUGGUUCUGGUAUUGCCCUACUCCUGAAUUUUUGUAAAGAGAAAGCUAUUUAUUUUAUUGGCCUGCUACAAUAACUUGGUUAAUUCAAAACUACUGUCAAAUUAUCUUUAAUAAUGUUUAUGAGACUUAAUAAAAAGAAAGAAUAAUUUGCUAUAACUUUUGAAAUAGGAGAAGCUAUCUGGUUUCUGUCAGUUUGAAUCCAUAAAUUCCACUUUUCUGCUACCUUUACAGAGGUUAUACAUGUCAGGUUUAAUCUUAUUGUUAUUAAAUGGUCACAGCUUUAAGAACAAUGUUACAGAAUAAGAAUUUCGUUUUAUGAAAACAGUAAAAUAGGAUUUAAUCCCUAAGGGAUUUUUCUUAAUAAGCUGUAAUAAUAGGACCUCACAUAGAGCCAGCAAUUCUUACCUUAAUUCCUUCAUUUUGUUUGAGACUGAUAUGCACAAUAUCAGUCAUCUGCUUUCUGUUCCCACUGUAAUAAACUUUUUUUGUGAGUGUAAAUUAAAGAAUGUGCAGUACUUAAAUUUCAGAUUCUGUUGAAUAUCGGAUAUAUCAGAUUUGUAAUUCCUUUUAUUUUAGAUAAGUAUGUCUGUGGUUCAGUGGUCUGAUGUGAUCCACUCCACAAAGAAAGCUCAGCCAACAGAGCACUCAUAAAAACGUGGCUUUUUUAGAUGCGCGUAUCUGUAUUUUAGGCAAGCUUUAGGUUGUUUUUUUUGUUUGUUUUUUGUUUUUGUUUUUUUUUUUUGUUCUUUUUUACAGUAUUUUUAUGUACUGUUUACAGAGUAAAUUCUUCUCUCUCUAGGAAUAACUGACUCCAUCAUGACAGUCAUACUUACAAUGUGCUAUGGGGCCAAAUUCAGGUAUUAUUUUUUUAUUUUUCUUUGCAAAUAUACUCUCAAGAUUUUUGAACUGUAAAAAUACUUGUGUAAUCCAGUACAUAUAAACCAUAACACUGUCUUUACCUGUAUAAGACUUGCCAAUAUGUAAAUGUUAAUGUUAAUUUUCUUUUUAUACAAAUGUAUGUAUUUCUGAAGUGGAUAAACUUCCAAUGCCAACUCA
Meleagris gallopavo (turkey) is the source of this 6638-nucleotide messenger RNA. NCBI's taxonomy places the organism in Eukaryota, Metazoa, Chordata, Aves, Galliformes, Phasianidae. The record is from RefSeq and is a predicted model, not a curated record.